AUGGCCACUGUUAGCCCUCGCUCUUUGGCUUUGACAUUUUGUAUGGUGAUUGGUAUUACCAUGUUAUGUAACUUUUAUGGUGUCUCGGCACAAUCAGAAUGCAAAGGAACCCCUAUUUAUGAACUGAUGAGUAAGUGCGAAAAGUUUGUCGAGCCAUCUGGCCCCAAGGUUCAACCGUCGGCGGAGUGCUGCUCGGCGGUGAAAGGCGCCGACAUCCCAUGCCUCUGCAAAUAUGUUUCGGGAGCGAUUGAAAAGAUGGUGAGCAUGGAAAAAGUAGUCUAUGUCUGUAGAACUUGUGGAAAGGAUCUUCCUGCUGGAAUGAAAUGUGGAAGUUAUACAGUUCCACCGCCCCAGGCCUCCUAUGUAAACUGA
This is a messenger RNA of Neltuma alba, 372 nucleotides long. RefSeq lists its product as uncharacterized. The record is from RefSeq and is a predicted model, not a curated record. The transcript has 2 exons. Bases 1 to 372 code for a protein of 123 amino acids. Lineage: Eukaryota; Viridiplantae; Streptophyta; Magnoliopsida; Fabales; Fabaceae.